UCAGAGACUGUGACGUAAGCUGUGACCUUUCACCCCAGGAAGCAUGCCGAUAGUUUUGGCAGCUCUGCUGAGCCUAGUGUUAUGGGUGAUCGCUGUGCGUUGCGGUGAUGGAGGUCGCACGGUUUGUCCUUAGGAGCUGUUCCAGGCUGCGGCUUCGUGGAUUAAGAAUUGAUCAGCACUGGAGGAUCCCCGUUAGGCUUGUGAUACUGCCCCGAGUGUGCUGCCAGCUUUCCAGUGACAGUCAGCGCCGUACGCUGUGUAUGACCGCGGCCCCAAGCAGGUUGUGCUGGAAAUGCCAAAAGACUGUGUCCGGGGCACAGCUGUUCUGUUCCUUCUGCCACUCGCUGCAGCCACCGGAUGAAAACAGGGACUAUUUUCAAAUAUUAGAUUGUGAUAAAUCCUUUACCAUUGAUAUUCUGGAUCUGCAGUUAAAAUAUCGGAAUCUUCAGAGGUUACUUCAUCCUGAUUAUUUUAGCCAAAAGUCCCAGAGUGAACAAGAAAUAUCCGAAAAUCAGUCUUCUUUAGUUAACAAAGCCUACAAUACACUUCUAUCACCUUUGAGCCGUGGGAUAUAUUUGCUGAGUCUGAAUGGCAUUACCUUUAAGGAUGGAGCUGAAAGUGGUGAUGUGGACACUGAAUUCCUUUUUGAAAUAUUGGAAAUCAAUGAAGAUCUGAAUGAAGUAAGCACAGACUCUGAAAUCGAAGAAAUUGGAAAAGAUGUGCAAGACAAACUUGAUAUAUUGACAGAAGACGUAAGAAAUGCCUUUCAUGAAGGUGAUUUUCAAGAAGCAAAAUUUCUGUUAGAAAAAAUGAAAUACUAUUCAAAUAUACUAGACCAAGUUAAGAAGAAAAUAUUACCUUAAUCACCAUGCUGCUUUAAAACUGCACCUGAUGCAAGUUGGCCUUUGCACUAUCAGAUGGAAAUUUUACUAGCUUGUAAAUUCAACAAGUUGCAAAAUCCCAUGUUUCUGGUCACUUAUUCAGCUUAUCCUCCAAAUUCCUAUUUUCAAAUGGUUGUGUAUAAUUUGUGUCCAUUAAGAAAAACAAGAAAAUACAUUAUAUGCAAAACAUUUGACAAAUUUAUGUAAUGGUGGAAAAUUGAAAUCUGGUUGCCCAGCUUUAAAUGGUGUCUACUGAAUAGCCACAACAGCUAUAGCAAUCAUUUUUAGUUCUUAUGUUUUCCAAUUGCAGAGGGCCACAUGUGGACCAUAGGUUGCCAGUUGGUUAUACUUGCUAUAAAUAAUGUUUUACAUACAGGGCAGGAAAUAGUUACUAGUCUCAGAGUAGUUAGACAUUGCGGUGGAUUAGUACAAAACUUUUUUUCCUACAGUUAAUAUUUAGUUGAGUAGUAACUUUAUAUAUAGUUUUUAUAGAUCAAAUUUGUAAAACAAACGUAAGGUGUUAUACAAUUUUAUAGUAGUGUGAAUUGUAAUCAAGUGGAGACAUGUUAGUGAAACUGGGCCAGUAUAAUGAGUACUAAUCUGUAAUGUAUUCUUUUUCUGACUAGUUAAGAAAUAAGCAGCUAAUAGAAGAAAACUUAGAAAUCUGUAAUGAGCAGAUAAUGUAUUAAGAGCAUUGAUUACCAAAAAUGGUGGUACAAAUUUCCCCAUGCAAUAAUUUCUUUUGUACCUUAAAAUAUUAGAUACCACAUUUAGUUAAGUGGAUCUCGGUCUCAUAUGUAGUGCUUGUAAGCAGAAUAUUGUAACCACAUAUAAUAAGCUAGUGUGUAGUGCUUCAUAAGUCUGUAUUAUCAUAGAUAUCCAAGGAAAAUAAAAACAUUAUAUUAGUUAUUUUACGCAAACAAGCAAAAAAUUAAACUAAAUUUAAUCAAGCUUUCCUGGUGCCAAAUACAGCCAAUUUCAAGUCCUGGCACAUCAAUUAUAAACUAGAUGUGUACAUGAUAUCUUUAUAUCAGUGGAGUACUUUCUGUUAAUGAAGCAAAUACAAUGUGACAACACUCUCUUAUAGGUAAUGUACUAGUUUUUAAACCCUCAUCAGAAUGAGGGGAGGUAAUAGCCCUUGAGUGAGGGAAAUACUUCAACUGUGUAGCCUUCCAGUGCCUCUUUCUGCAAGUUGUAAUAAUUUUUGUGUACCUCAUUCUAAAUGUUUAACUUCAUAUAUGCUUGGUUACAUAUUUUACAAUAAAUUACUACAAUUUAUAUAGAGCUUGACUAAUUGGACUUUUCACUAUAUUCAACAUGUUUAAAUCCCUAAAGUGUACCUGUAUGUAUCUAACUAAAUACAUAAGCAGGGGUGGAAAAUAUCACUGUAGUUUGUCAGUGAAGAAAAGUUGCUAGUCUACUCAAUGUUAGACAGGCAAAAUGCCUUUUUCCAGCCCUGUGUGUGUUUUUAUUUUUAUCUGUACAAACAAAAUGUGCUACACUGAAUGGUUCCAGAUAAGUGCUGGAGAUUUUACACAGCUGCUGCAAGAGUAGGUAAUGGCAAUUCAAGAGAACUGUGAAAGGUGAUAAUGAAAACUAAUAGAUUUUGUCUACAAAUGAUAGAUUAAAAAAAAUAAAAUAUAUAUAUAUAUAUAUAUAUAUAUAUAUAUAUAUAUAUAUCAUUUUUAAGUAGAGCUGCCUGCUGUUGCAGACUUGAUUGUUCCUUCAAACAAUAUUUUUACAUGUUAUAUAUUGUAAUAUUAAUAAAAUAACUCUAAAAAUA
Bombina bombina (fire-bellied toad) is the source of this 2664-nucleotide messenger RNA. RefSeq names its product HscB mitochondrial iron-sulfur cluster cochaperone (gene HSCB). Bases 108 to 863 code for a protein of 251 amino acids. The record is from RefSeq and is a predicted model, not a curated record. NCBI's taxonomy places the organism in Eukaryota, Metazoa, Chordata, Amphibia, Anura, Bombinatoridae. Gene Ontology annotation, cellular component: mitochondrion. Gene Ontology annotation, molecular function: ATPase activator activity; protein-folding chaperone binding. Gene Ontology annotation, biological process: [2Fe-2S] cluster assembly; protein complex oligomerization. The transcript has 6 exons.